Molecule: messenger RNA, 1029 nt
Organism: Caenorhabditis bovis
Lineage: Eukaryota; Metazoa; Nematoda; Chromadorea; Rhabditida; Rhabditidae
Source: the annotation of a GenBank genome assembly
AUGGGGGCCGUUGUGUUCGAAGCAUACAAUAAGGUUGGCGACAAUAGCGCUGUCAACAUGCUACCGGUUCUCGCGAGCGAGCUCAAAGAAUCAAAAGAUAUGACGAUGUUUGAUUCGAGCGGAGACGUCAAUAUUCAAAAGAUUCUGCCGUCGACGCGACAAAUCGAUCCCGAUGACAUUGAUUUUAUCUGGAAGUCACUUCCUGACAAUUAUGUAACAUCCUUCAAUGAUGACAUAAUGCACACUCAUCGUGGUCUUUUUCACUAUCCUCCAAAUGCAUUCGAAAUGGGCUUCAAAGAAAAACCGACUCGUCAUUAUUUCCGGCCGUUUUAUGUAUAUAUCUACAAAAAACUCAAAGACGUGGCGAGAAAAUGCGCAUAUGGUCGUUUAUUAGCUGAUAUGUUCAUCGAGCCUUGGGUUCGUUUCGAGAACAUUUUCGCCGAAAUCCCACAUUUCAGCUUAAACUUUAUUUCGAGUUUAACACAUGAUGAUCCGAAUAGCUUGAAUUUGCUCGAUAACGAUCUCCACAGGAAAUUGUCAAUUUUAAACGAUAAUCAACGCCUAAAUUCGACAUUUUUAGUCAUAAUGGGCGAUCAUGGCAAUCGGAUUCAUGCAAUGAGUCGAUAUUCGUUUGCGGGAAGAGCUGAAGAACGCUCUCCGAUGCUUGCGAUUAUUCCACCAUCCAGUUUUAUAGAAAAAUUCCCAAAUAAAAUGCUCAAUUUAUAUUCGAAUGCACAAAGAUUUGUCAGCAAUUAUGAUCUUCAUGAGACCCUUCUCGAAAUUCUCAAUCUUCCAAGCAACCCGAGCACUGCAAGAGAACCAAUUCAUCAAGAAAAUUUGACAUCGACAUUCAAUUCUUAUAUUCUCUCGCAGUAUUUAACGUGUUUCGAUCAAAACUCGGCAAAAUGUGAUGCCUAUGACGAUCUCGUAAUGCCGAAUAAUUACGUUCAAAUUGGGACUCGUGUGAAAGUCAGCGACAAUGAAGUCAAACGGAGAAAGAAAAAAGCUUCAGAGGUUUCAAAUAAUUGA